Messenger RNA from Malus domestica (apple), 777 nucleotides. RefSeq lists its product as uncharacterized. The record is from RefSeq and is a predicted model, not a curated record. Lineage: Eukaryota; Viridiplantae; Streptophyta; Magnoliopsida; Rosales; Rosaceae.
AUGCUGAACUUCAAUGCACCACUCCUCUCAACCCGCCGCCUUGGAAACUCCGGCGGUGAAGAUUUACAAGGUGCAUCGCUGCCAGCGAGCGAGCGGAUUCCGUUUUCCUGGGAACGAGUCCCUGGCAAGCCCAAGGACUCGAAUGCGGGUGACGAUAUCCAGCCUGGGGACACUCCUCGCCCAAAGCUUCCCCCAGGCUGGUGGCACCGGCCUCUUGACAAGGACAACGAGUGUGAUCAUGAACUCGAUGAUGGAUGUGAGGGCGACAUUGAUGACGAUGAUGAUCUACGUGACCUUGAGGAUGAUAUCUACGAUGUUGAUUACAGCAACGAGGCCUUCUCGGAUGCCAUAGAUGUGUUCUCACUCUCAGAGGCAAUAGACAUUGUGGAAAAGAAAGCACAGAGAGAACAAGAAACAGAUCACAGCUUGAAGUUGAAGCUUGCAGAAGAAUCAAGGCACGAGAUGAAUCAAAACUGUCCGAAUUUCAUAAUCGAGCGGUUUCUUCCGGACGCAACUGCAUUGGCUGCACCUUCUGCUCUGAAGCUAAACGUGUCACAGAUGAGUUCAAGCAAGAGACUCUGCUACCCGUGGAAUUAUCCGGAGCCGGCGGAGGCCUGUGUUUCGAGAACGGUGUGCAGGCAGUCGUACUCGUCGCCCAAGGGUUGUGGCUUGCAAGGUUUCUUCCCUUGGCGGAUGAAGCAUAAGCUCUGUCGAGCGAAAAGCCCUGUCGAUGCACAAGCUCAAUGCAGUGUAAAACACAAGAAAAAUAGAUCAUGA